Echinops telfairi (small Madagascar hedgehog) is the source of this 6622-nucleotide messenger RNA. It is a transcript of the gene KDM5A, whose product is annotated as lysine demethylase 5A. The coding region runs from base 3 to 4826 and encodes 1607 amino acids. Gene Ontology annotation, biological process: chromatin remodeling. The transcript has 26 exons. Gene Ontology annotation, cellular component: nucleus. NCBI's taxonomy places the organism in Eukaryota, Metazoa, Chordata, Mammalia, Afrosoricida, Tenrecidae. Gene Ontology annotation, molecular function: histone demethylase activity; DNA binding. The record is from RefSeq and is a predicted model, not a curated record.
CAAUGACUAGAGUGAGAUUGGACUUCUUGGACCAACUAGCCAAAUUUUGGGAACUUCAAGGGUCUACUCUGAAAAUCCCUAUAGUGGAGAGAAAGAUUCUGGAUCUGUAUGCCUUGAGCAAGAUCGUUGCCAGCAAAGGAGGUUUUGAAAUGGUCACCAAAGAGAAGAAAUGGUCUAAAGUGGGCAGCCGUUUGGGAUAUCUGCCAGGAAAAGGAACUGGGUCUCUUUUGAAGUCACACUAUGAAAGAAUUCUCUACCCAUAUGAGCUUUUCCAAUCUGGUGUCAGCCUUAUGGGUGUACAAAUGCCCAAUUUAGAUCUUAAGGAAAAAGUGGAGCCUGAGGUUCUUGGCACUGAUAUCCAAGCUCCCCCAGAGCCGGGUACAAGAAUGAACAUUCUGCCGAAGAGAACAAGACGUGUCAAGUCUCAGUCAGAAUCUGGAGACAUGAAUAGAAACACGGAGCUGAAGAAACUUCAGAUUUUUGGGGCUGGACCCAAGGUUGUGGGCUUGGCAAUGGGAGCAAAAGAUAGAGAAGAUGAGAUGACCCGGAGGCGAAAAGUUACCAGCCGGUCAGAUGCAUUUAAUAUGCAAAUGAGGCAACGGAAAGGAACUCUCUCUGUUAACUUUGUUGAUCUCUAUGUUUGUAUGUUUUGUGGCCGAGGAAACAAUGAGGAUAAAUUGCUUUUAUGUGAUGGAUGUGACGACAGCUAUCAUACAUUUUGUCUCAUUCCCCCACUGCCGGAUGUACCCAAAGGGGACUGGAGGUGCCCUAAAUGUGUUGCUGAGGAAUGUAACAAACCCCGAGAAGCCUUUGGAUUUGAACAAGCUGUACGAGAGUAUACCCUGCAGAGCUUCGGAGAAAUGGCAGAUAAUUUUAAGUCUGAUUAUUUUAAUAUGCCAGUCCAUAUGGUUCCCACAGAAUUAGUAGAAAAAGAAUUUUGGCGGCUGGUGAGCAGCAUUGAAGAAGAUGUUAUUGUAGAGUAUGGGGCUGACAUCUCCUCAAAAGAUUUUGGAAGUGGAUUUCCUGUAAAGGAUGGUCGGAGAAAGAUGCUGCCAGAAGAAGAGGAAUAUGCACUUUCUGGUUGGAACUUGAAUAACAUGCCUGUCCUGGAGCAGUCUGUUCUUGCACAUAUCAACGUGGACAUCUCUGGGAUGAAGGUGCCGUGGCUCUAUGUAGGAAUGUGUUUCUCUUCUUUUUGCUGGCACAUUGAAGAUCACUGGAGUUAUUCCAUCAACUACCUGCACUGGGGGGAGCCAAAGACAUGGUAUGGUGUACCAUCUCAUGCUGCAGAACAACUGGAGGAGGUGAUGAGGGAGCUGGCUCCAGAGCUAUUUGAAUCUCAGCCUGAUCUUCUACAUCAAUUAGUCACCAUUAUGAACCCUAAUGUGUUAAUGGAGCAUGGUGUGCCUGUAUACAGGACCAAUCAGUGUGCUGGCGAGUUUGUUGUGACGUUUCCCCGUGCCUAUCACUCUGGAUUUAACCAGGGCUACAACUUCGCUGAAGCCGUGAACUUCUGUACUGCUGACUGGUUGCCCAUUGGACGUCAGUGUGUAAAUCAUUACCGAAGGCUAAGGCGUCAUUGCGUCUUUUCGCACGAGGAGCUCAUCUUUAAGAUGGCAGCAGAUCCAGACUGUUUAGAUGUAGGGCUGGCGGCCGUGGUCUGCAAAGAGCUGACUCUGAUGACUGAAGAAGAGAAGCGGUUGAGGGAGUCUGUUGUACAGAUGGGUGUUGUGAUGUCUGAAGAAGAAGUAUUUGAGCUUGUUCCUGAUGAUGAGCGGCAGUGCUUAGCAUGCAGAACCACGUGCUUUCUCUCUGCCCUUACGUGUUCCUGUAAUCCUGAGCGACUUGUGUGUCUCCACCACCCAGCUGACUUGUGUCCCUGCCCCAUGCAGAAGAAAUGUUUGAGAUACCGCUACCCGUUAGAAGAUCUCCCUUCUCUCCUCUAUGGUGUGAAAGUCAGGGCACAGUCUUAUGACACUUGGGCCAGUCGGGUUACAGAAGCACUAUCUGCUAGUUUCAACCACAAGAAAGAUUUGAUUGAAUUGAGAGUGAUGUUGGAAGAUGCUGAGGAUAGGAAAUAUCCAGAGAAUGAUCUAUUUCGAAAACUCAGGGAUGCUGUAAAAGAAGCUGAGACCUGUGCUUCUGUGGCUCAGCUGCUUCUGAGCAAAAAGCAGAAACACAAGCAGAGCCCAGAGUGUGGGAGAACUCGGACCAAAUUGACAGUGGAGGAAUUGAAGGCCUUUGUCCAACAACUCUUUAGUCUUCCGUGUGUCAUCAGCCAAGCUAGACAAGUAAAGAAUUUGCUGGAUGAUGUGGAAGAAUUUCAUGAACGUGCUCAGGAGGCAAUGAUGGAUGAAACUCCAGAUUCUUCCAAGCUCCAGAUGCUAAUAGACAUGGGCUCUAGUCUGUAUGUGGAACUGCCUGAAUUACCCCGACUAAAGCAAGAGCUACAGCAGGCCCGAUGGUUGGAUGAAGUAAGACUGACCCUGUCUGAUCCACAGCAAGUCACUUUAGAGGUCAUGAAGAAGUUGAUUGAUUCUGGGGUGGGCUUGGCGCCCCACCAUGCUGUGGAGAAAGCAAUGGCUGAGCUGCAGGAGCUCCUUACAGUGUCGGAACGAUGGGAAGAAAAGGCUAAGGUCUGCUUACAGGCAAGGCCACGGCACAGUGUGGCAAGUUUAGAGAGCAUUGUAAACGAAGCUAAGAACAUUCCAGCCUUUCUGCCCAAUGUGUUAUCCCUGAAAGAAGCCUUGCAAAAGGCACGAGAAUGGACAGCUAAAGUGGAAGCUAUUCAGAGCGGCAGCAGCUAUGCUUCCUUGGGACAGCUCGAGAGUCUGUCUGCUAAAGGGCGCCCUCUCCCCGUGCGUCUGGACGCACUGCCCCAGGUGGAGUCGCAGGUCGCCGCUGCGCGAGCAUGGAGAGAACGGACAGGGCGGACCUUCCUGAAGAAGAAUUCCAGCCAUACGUUGUUGCAGGUGCUAAGUCCCCGGACUGACAUUGGAAUAUACGGAAACGGUAAAAACAGAAGGAAAAAGGUCAAAGAACUGAUAGAAAAAGGAAAGGAUCUGGACCUCGAGCCCCUGAGUGAUCUGGAGGAAGGACUGGAGGAAACCAGAGACACGGCCAUGGUGGUGGCCGUUUUCAAAGAACGGGAGCAAAAAGAAAUUGAAGCCAUGCAUUCCCUCAGAGCAGCCAACCUAGCCAAGAUGACCAUGGUGGACCGUAUAGAAGAAGUGAAAUUUUGCAUUUGCCGCAAGACAGCCAGUGGGUUCAUGCUGCAGUGUGAGCUCUGCAAAGACUGGUUCCAUAACAGCUGUGUCCCCCUUCCUAAAUCAAGUUCCCAGAAAAGAGGGUCUCACUGGCAAGCUAAAGACGUCAAGUUCCUUUGCCCUCUCUGUAUGCGAUCUCGAAGGCCCAGGCUAGAGACCAUUCUGUCACUCCUGGUGUCUCUUCAGAAGUUACCUGUACGGCUGCCUGAAGGAGAAGCGCUGCAGUGCUUGACGGAACGGGCCAUGAGCUGGCAGGAUAGAGCCCGCCAGGCCCUGGCUACAGACGAACUGUCCUCUGCCUUGGCCAGACUGUCUGUGUUGAGCCAGCGGAUGGUGGAGCAGGCAGCUCGAGAGAAAACGGAAAAGAUCAUCAGUGCAGAACUCCAAAAAGCAGCUGCCAAUCCUGACUUACAGGGACACUUACCUAGUUUCCAACAGUCUGCUUUUCACCGGGCGGUGAGCAGCAGUGUGUCCUCCUCCCCUCGACACACUGCGGACUACGACGAUGAAGAAACCGACUCUGAUGAAGACAUUCGGGAGACCUAUGGCUAUGACACGAAGGACACAGCCAGUGUAAAAUCCUCUAGUAGUCUAGAACCCAAUCUUUUUUGUGAUGAAGAGAUUCCCAUCAAGUCUGAGGAAGUGGUAACUCACAUGUGGACAGCACCUUCAUUCUGUGCCGAGCAUGCAUAUUCAUCUGCUUCAAAGAGUUGUUCUCAAGGUUCUAGCACUCCAAGGAAGCAGCCUCGAAAGAGCCCUUUGGUGCCCCGCAGUCUGGAACCCCCGGGGUUGGAGUUAACCCCUGGAGCGAAAGCCCAGCUGGAGGAGCUGAUGAUGGUCGGAGAUCUCCUUGAAGUAUCUCUAGAUGAGACUCAACACAUAUGGCGGAUUCUGCAGGCCACGCACCCACCCUCUGAGGACAGAUUCCUGCAUAUAAUGGAGGACGAUAGCAUGGAGGAGAAACCAUUGAAAAUAAAGGGGAAAGACUCUUCAGAGAGGAAACGGAAACGCAAACUAGAGAAGACAGAACAGCUUUUUGGAGAAGGGAAGCAGAAGUCCAAGGAGUCAAAGAAAAUGGAUAAGCCUAAAAAGAAGAAACUAAAACUAAGUGCUGAGAAGUCAAAGGAACUAAACAAACUGGCGAAGAAACUAGCAAAAGAAGAGGAGAGAAAGAAAAAGAAGGAGAAGGCUGCUGCAGCUAAAGCAGAACUUGUGAAAGAGAACACCGAGAAGAAGAGAGAGAGGAAAGUCCUGGAUAUCCCCUCCAAGUACGACUGGUCCGGAGCAGAAGAAUCUGACGACGAGAAUGCAGUGUGUGCAGCACAGAACUGCCAGAGGCCCUGCAAGGACAAGGUAGACUGGGUACAAUGUGAUGGUGGCUGUGAUGAGUGGUUUCAUCAAGUUUGUGUGGGUGUGUCUCCGGAAAUGGCGGAAAAUGAAGACUACAUCUGUAUAAACUGUGAAAAGAAACAGGGGCCAGAUAGCCCAGGUCAAGCCCCCCCUCCUUCCUUCAUAAUGGGCUACAAACUACCAGUGGAGGAUCUUAAGGAGAAUAGUUAGCACAUGCUUGGUUAGUUUGGGACAUGAGGGAAAAUGGACCACAUUGAAACCUUAGACACCAGGAGCGGUUAGAACCACUCAGAAUGUUGCUUCCAAAGACAAAUGGCCUUCAGAGAAAGUCCUCUUAGUAGUGCUGGCUUCCUCUGUGCAUGGACUGCACGAGCGACAUCCUCGAUCAACACUACUCUGUAGGGGAUGUCUUCUUUGGUACUGCAGCCAGUAUUUCAAUCCAGAUGUUCCUCUGAGUAUAGUCUGCUGCACUCAAGUCACGCGCUUGACUGGGUGACUGGUUACCUUUAGUGUACUAAAGGAGGGCGAGAACAGGAUGGGCAGGAUGUGUCGUGUGGCCAGUUGAUAGUAGCCAGAGGCUUACAAUCCAGGGUCAACCUCGGCAAGUAUUGUGCUGAUUGUUUGGAUCUCCUUAGUUGAGGUAGUUGGACAGGAGUCAGGAUACUUUGUUGCCACGAUUACUGGGCACCUAAUGUCUUAUGUUAUAAUUAGGAGCAACAAGACUGAAGUUAAUCUUGUUAGGAAUUAUGAGAUAAUAGCACAGUCAGUAGACCUCAGCUACGUGUGCUUGUUUGUACCAAGAAGAAAACUCCAAAUGAGAAUCUCUCUUCCUAAGGAGAAAAAGCUGUGAACUACGUUAAAAAAAAAAAUCUGACUAAAUUGGGUUUUGGGAAGAAGAGCUUUUAUUUCAAAACAAGGAGCCAUUUUUGGCAUUGAGAAGUCGGCUGUUUUGGGGUGUACAAGUUGAAGAAGAGCAGCUACCUGGAUCCAGGCUUCUGCAAAAGAAAAGAAGGACAAGUCAGAAUGUUUCAUUGAGCCACAGCAAAGCAUGCUUUUCAGGGAAACCGUCAUCCAUAAGUAUUCAGACAGCACCGGCUUCAGGUGUAACCAUGAGCAAGACCAGCAAGUAACAGCUUUUGCCUUGCAGCCCUGACCCCACUGACUGCUGUCCCCUGCACUGGCAAUUUCUGAGUGUAGCCCAUGAGCAACACUGUGCUGUAGAGCCAUCCAUGGCUUCAUCCGAGGAUGUGGGGUUGGAGGCCCCCUGGAGAAGAGGUUUUAGUAAAUCCAUUUAAAAAAAAAAGGACUUGUUUUUACUUUUUUCUACAUGUCUCCAACUACUGACUGUUCUAUAAAUAGAUUAUUUUUCCUUUUUUAAUAUACAUAUAUGAAUAUAUAAAUAUAUAUAUAUAUAUUUACUGUUACCAGCAACAUAAGACAAGAGUCGUAAAAUCAGUUUGGGGCUUUUCUUUUUUGCUUUUGAGUAAAUAAAUCCCAUUCCUUCCUUGUAGCACAAGGAGUUAGCACUCCCGUCUCCAUUCUAGCUUGACCAGAUCUUCUACCUUGCUUUUGUUUAAAUAGAUCCCCAGACUCCCUUUAUGUGUUGGGAUUUGUCCCUAUUUGUCAGGAGACUUGGCAUGACUCUAGUCUGUGCUGACUGUUCUGUUCUGUUAGUGUGCUUUUUAUGUGACUGUUUGGAACUAUGGUGCUGUGUCUUCUUCCCUUGCAUUGUGUCUUCUGUUCUCAUUAAGGUAUUAGGUAAGCUGUAUGUAAACUCUUGAUUAGAAUAGCUUCUUGUUGAGUUUAUCUUCUGACAUUUUAAAAUAUAAGUAUCAUUUAACUGAUACUGUGAGGUUUUCAGUUUUAUUUAAAAGCUACGAAGAUCCUUAAAAAAAGCAGGACAAAAACAAAAACCCUGAAAAUAGUGUUUUGUCUUCAGUAUCCUGUGUCCCAUGAUUUUGGUAUAUAAAUCUAAGGUUUUACUGAAAUUCAUCAGUUUUCCAUUU